UACUCGCGCCCACCUCAACUCACCCCACGUCACGGAGGGCCAAGGGUCCAUAGAUCGUGUGCUCCCUUUCCUUGCUUGGUAUCUUACCGUACAUCGACAUUGACCUCAAGCAGCAGUACCAGCAGCAGCAGCAGCACUGACGCAUAUACCCAAAGCCACUCGAACCGUCUACGCAACGCACGCUUCGUUCAAUUCGCGUGACCGCCCUGGCAACCACCUCGGGCAUACCUUGCAGAUCCAUCGCCAUCGCCUCUCCUACCCACGAUCCUCUGCUUCAGCUUGUCCAGCCUGCGCAUCUCGCCAGGCUAUAAGUAGCCAUGCCCAUGGCCAAUGUCGCUCCCACACCUCCUCUCUCCUCUGCUCAGCCAGAUCCCAUUUUCUCUCCUCCAGCUCUAGAGCCACCCUCGCAAGCCUUUGCCUCACGCCCACCUCCGCCCAAUGUACCAGCAGACGUGGCGUCCAAUGCAAUACUCUCUGCCUUCAAGAUGUCCCUCGAGGAGGUAGAGUCCUACCUCGUUGCCCUCGAGGCUAGGAUCAAGUGCGAGGAAGAGUACGUCAGAAGUCUACGCUCCUCCCUCGAGCGCAGUAGAGAGCAGGAUCUGAAGCUCGACGCACGCAUCUCCUCCAUCACUUCUUCUGCUUCAUCUUCCUCUUCGACACUUGGCCCUCCUGCUGCCGUGACGAGUCAGCUGCCGGGCAUGAGACGGGCUUGGAAAGGACUGCAGGACGACGCUCAAAGGCAGAUCCAUACCCGCACCCAUUUCAUCGAGGCGGUCAAGGCACACACCAUCGCUCCUCUCCGGGCCUUUCACGAUGCCCAAGACCGAAUACGCCGGAGGAUCAAGGAGGACAUUCGGAACUCCCUGCUGGACUAUGAGGAGAUGCGUAUGAGAGAGCUCAAACGCAUCAAGAGGAAUUACGAUCGGGCUUGUGAGAAUCUGGAUCAGCUAAAGGCACAACAGGUUGCCAUUGAUGAGCAGAGGUCAUUGUUGUUGAGCCCGCCCUCGGCUCAGCAGCAGCUCUCUCAUGCCCACUACGUAGAUGCCAGCAGAGAUACCACAGACUCCCAUGGCAAGAAGGAAAGUACCCGCAUCGGAGAAGAAGGGGCCGCCUACGUGCCUCCCAGUUCUGCAUCGAGGAUACAGCUAUCGCAAAGACGCUUCAGCGGCUCAAAGCUUCGUUCCUACUCUAGACCCACGUCUUCUGGUUCUCAUAAUGAGCUUCACGCGGGUCAAGCUCAUCGGGCUUCUUCGGAUCAACAUCCCGAGUCCUCUUACUCGCCUCAGUCCUCCAAUGACUCCCAUGGCGCAGGAGGGGCGACGGCAGCAGCAAAGAAGAAUGCAGGAGCCUUUUUCGAAGCACUUCGUCAUCGUGAUACCUGGGACACGGCUCGAAAGGAUGUAGCCAAGAAGACCAAUGCCCUCAUCACCAAGAUGAAGGAAGGACCUGGUUCGCCCCCAGCUUCGAAUAGCGGCAGCAGCGCGGGCGUGGGAUGGGAGAGGGAGCAAGGAGCAGUCGUUGCGAGUAGCUCGGCGGGUGGGACCUCUGGAGGUCUAUUCAGCGGCGUCACUGCGGUGGGAGCGAAUGUGGGCGAUUUGGGCGCCAAUCUCUUGGCUCGUUCCGGUAGUGUGACGGGCAAGAAUACGCAGUACGUCCAGAAUCUGGCCGUGAGAAUCAGCAAGGCUAAGAGGGAGUCGCAGGAGGCUGACAAGCUUUACCGUCGCGCAAUCUUUGAUGUUGAGACGCUCGCCCUCCGCCGGGGAAAGACACUUGCGGCAGCUCGGACAUCGGUACUAGCAUGCCGCCGCGAGCUGUCUCUGGUUUGUCAUCAUGCUUGGCUCUCUCUGUCACGCAAUUGGCAGAACCUCGCGACGACCGAGUCCUCCCUCGCCAUGCACUUUGGCGAAAGUCUUCUAGAGCUGGGAGCUUCCGACCGCUUGAACGAUGAGCUGUUGACGCUGGACAGUAGACUGCCCAUUCUCAAUAACGAGUCGGAGGAUGGACCAGUACCCUACGUCAACUUCUGGCACGGAGAAUGUCGCUCAUUGCUGUUUGGCGUCUCGCUAGUGGACUAUGACUUUGCCAGAACUCAGCGAGGUGCGCCUCAACUCGCCCUCUCGACGACUGGCGCGCCAGCCCUGGUCCAGCCCCCUCUGAUCGUGACCAAGUGCGUUUCUUACAUUGAGGAGUAUGGUCUGUCCACUCCGGGCAUCUACCGCCUCUCUGCUAAACACACGGCUAUACAGCAACUCUGUGCCUCCUUUGAGAAGGACGAGGAACGCUUCCAAUUCCGCGUUGGGGAAGAUGAGGCAGUGGCCGUGGCGGGAGUGCUGAAGCAGUGGCUCAGGGAGCUACCCUCUGCUGUGAUGCCCAUGCCUCGCGAGGAGAAGAUCAAGAUCACCCACUCCCUCGAGGAGCAGUUCCAGAACGGCUUUGCGACCCUCAAGGGGAGGAUCAGGCGACUGCCGCUCAUCAAUCAAGUCACACUCAAGACAAUCGUGGAGCAUCUGGCUGUCAUCGCGGCCAACUCUGCCGUCAAUCUCAUGACGGCCAAGAACCUAUCCGUCGUCUUCGGACCCGUACUCCUCACCGAGGCGACCGCAGCCGAAGGAGCUGCAGGCGAUGCUGCCGAGGGAGUGACCACGAGUCUUGCAGCGGCAAUGGAGGAAGACUCGGUCUGUGAGAUCCUCAUCACCUACUGUCAAGAGAUCUUCGACUUGGAAAAGGCAGGCGCUCCUAUUAUCCCGCCUCUGCCUACGGAGAUUAGUAGUCCCACUGGAAAGAAGGGAGCGGAGAGUGCUUGGGCUGAUGAGGUGAGGUCUAUUGGAGAGGAGAUUGGCGAAGGGGAGCCAAUUGAGAUGACCGGAUCUGAAGAACCAGGGAGUACCACUCGACCUAUAGGCGAGGUGUCCUUGGCAAUGGCUGCGGCUGUAGGAGGUGGAACUGCAGGAGAAGAAGGGGAAGAGCUCGUCUCCCCCGCAUCGGACAGACCUUUAGUCCCACCAGGCACAUCAGCUUCAGCUGCUUCUGGUCUCCGGAGAACAAACGCCGUCGUAGUGCCUUCGUCUCUCGAGAGCUCAACGAGCGGAGAGUCUGGGGGAAGCUAUGAUAGCGCUCCCGCUCCAAUUCCUGCUUCUGGACGACGUCCGUCUGGCUUGCAGCUGGAGAUUGACACUACCCCCUUGGGAAGAGUGCCUUACUCUAAUGGGACGCCCGUAAGCGCUGGUGCUGGUACUGGGGUUGCUUGAGCUUGAGAGAGCAGGCAGACAGAGGAAGAACAGGAGAGAAGGCUCUCUCGACGCAUAGAGAGUGGGACACGUAAGACAUGGGGCAAGCGUCUGUUGUAUUCACGUCUCCUUGCUCCCUUUUGCGUACACACUCUUGUAAAUAGUAACGAAGUAAUCAUGAUACACACAUGCACGACCUACUC
This is a messenger RNA of Microstroma glucosiphilum, 3430 nucleotides long. RefSeq names its product RhoGAP-domain-containing protein. Lineage: Eukaryota; Fungi; Basidiomycota; Exobasidiomycetes; Microstromatales; Microstromataceae. Gene Ontology annotation, molecular function: GTPase activator activity. Gene Ontology annotation, biological process: activation of GTPase activity; signal transduction. Bases 318 to 3248 code for a protein of 976 amino acids. The transcript has 2 exons. The record is from RefSeq and is a predicted model, not a curated record.